AUGGCAGCGUCUCUUGCCCCAGAGUGCAACAACCUCAAAGAGUAUUUUGAUACAUCCCUUCAUAUUGUCCAUAUAAUGUGGUCUGACUUUUCUUUCAGGAAAUAUGAUACUUGUUUCCUCAAGUGGUACAGCGAGAGUAUGUCAUCCAUUUCUUAUCUUUUCAAGGAGUACAAGAAAUGCCUGAAUAAAGCCCUCGAGGAACGGGGUAUCGACAAGAUGCUCGAGGAAGCGAGGAAAGACAAACGAAAGAGAAAAGAGAAGAGAAGGAAAACAAUCCCAGAACUGAAAUGGAGCUCCUUACCUCGAUGGACGGCUAGAAUAGACGAUAUCGAGAUCUUUAUCAGAAUGGACGGGAAGUCUGCCAUUGUGUCGGAAAUUGUCGACAGCCAUGGCUCUCGGGCUGUCCUUCAGGCCCUUGUUCCAGCGAGAUUCGAUGUCCUUGCUGACCGUCUUUGUAUGGAAUUUCGCUACGAAUAG
Rasamsonia emersonii CBS 393.64 is the source of this 477-nucleotide messenger RNA. RefSeq lists its product as uncharacterized. The record is from RefSeq and is a predicted model, not a curated record. The transcript is spliced from 5 exons. The coding region runs from base 1 to 477 and encodes 158 amino acids. Lineage: Eukaryota; Fungi; Ascomycota; Eurotiomycetes; Eurotiales; Trichocomaceae.